AUGUCUCUGGCUUGUCUGACAAGACUAGAGGGAACUGGAAUGGACUGGAGUGGACUGGAGUGGACUGGAGUGGACUGGAGUGGACUGGAGUGGACUGGAGUGGACUGGAGUGGACUGGAGUGGACUGGACUGGAAUGGAUUGGAUUGGACUCCAAAAGGGUGGCAAUGGAAAUGACUUUUGAUCAAGAACUAAAGAAGACUACAAAGUACAAGAUAGGGUUUAUAAAGACAAAUCAGCCUUUUCCAAGAGGCUCGUGCAGACCUGCGGCAUACGAGCGCUCUGAACCGUCCUGCACUGUCCUGCAUGCAUUGCCUUGCAUCCCACCAAUAACCACUGAUAUCCUACAAUGCCAUAUCUGUGUUUACCUGCAUCCUACUAUGACACCCUAUGGGAUGCGCCGGAAGUCACUCGACUUUGUUGGAGGUGGUCAAUGA
Molecule: messenger RNA, 435 nt
Organism: Tremella mesenterica DSM 1558
Lineage: Eukaryota; Fungi; Basidiomycota; Tremellomycetes; Tremellales; Tremellaceae
Exons: 1
Coding region: 1-435 (144 amino acids)
Source: RefSeq, a predicted model, not a curated record